CUCUUCUUCUAGUGCUUCCGCACUGUUCUCGUUGAAACGCCGAAUCCAUGGAACCAAAACCCUAGACCCGCCACCACCCCCUCGAUUCCCGCCGCCGCUAAUCUCCACUCCUCCACAACAACAACAACAACAACAACAACCCCCGCGCGCGUGAUUCUCUCUCUCUCUCAGAGCCUCAACUCCCCCAGGGGCAAAAAUGUCCUCUCUGAGUAGAGAGCUCGUUUUCCUCAUCCUCCAGUUCCUCGAGGAGGAGAAAUUCAAGGAGGCCGUACACAGGCUGGAGCAGGAGUCUGGAUUCUUCUUCAAUAUGAAGUAUUUUGAGGAGAAGGCUCUGCUGGGAGAGUGGGAUGAGGUGGAGAAGUACCUGUCUGGCUUCACCAAGGUCGACGAGAAUCGCUACUCCAUGAAGAUCUUCUUUGAGGUUCGAAAGCAGAAGUAUCUCGAAGCGCUCGACAGGCAGGACAGGGCUAAGGCCGUGGAGAUACUGGUGAAGGAUUUGAGGGUGUUUUCGACAUUUAAUGAGGAGUUGUACAAGGAGAUUACACAUCUGUUGACUCUUGACAACUUCAGAGAGAAUGAGCAGUUGUCGAAAUAUGGCGAUACUAAAUCUGCGAGAAGCAUAAUGCUUGUAGAGCUGAAGAAAUUGAUAGAAGCAAAUCCACUGUUCCGGGAGAAGCUGGUUUUCCCCACUUUGAGGGCGUCGCGCUUGCGGACUUUGAUCAAUCAAAGUUUAAAUUGGCAGCAUCAGCUAUGCAAGAAUCCAAGGCCCAAUCCUGAUAUUAAGACCUUAUUCAUGGACCACUCGUGUUCUCCGCCAAAUGGGGCUCGUGCGUCGACACCAGUUCCUCUUCCAGUUGCAGCUCUUACGAAGCCUUUAACAUAUGCUCCUCUUGGAGCACCUGGUGGACCAUUCCCUCCGGCUGCUGCUGCUGCAGCUGCCAAUGCGAAUGCUUUAGCAGGAUGGGUGUCUAAUGCUAUUACUUCCAUAUCUAUGCACUCAGCUCCAGUCUCUGCUUCACCAUUGCCUGUUCAACUGGGUCAAGUUUCAUCAUUAAAGCAUCCAAGAACACCAUCAACUGGUCUUGGAAUGAUUGAUUAUUCAAGAUCUGAUCACGAACAACUAAUGAAACGCCUGCGGACUGAACAAUCUGUUGAUGAGGUUAGUUAUCCUCCUCAACAUGCUUCGUGGUCACUAGAUGACCUACCAAAAGGUGUAGCUUGCACACUUCGUCAGGGAUCCACUGUUAUGAGCAUGGAUUUCCACCCCUCGCAUCACACGUUACUAGCAGUUGGCUGUACUAACGGAGAAGUUACUCUGUGGGAAGUUGGGUUGCGAGAGAAGCUGGUGUCCAAGCCCUUCAAAGUAUGGGAUAUGGGUGCUUGUUCUAUGCCAUUUCAGGCGGCUAUCGUUAAGGAUUCAACGAUGUCUAUUAGCCGUGUAUCAUGGAGUCCAGACGGAAACUUGUUUGGUGUUGCAUUUUCGAAACAUUUGGUUCAUCUGUAUGCUUAUCAAGGGUCUAAUGAUCUACGCCAGCAUCUGGAGAUUGAUGCUCACAGUGGUGGUGUGAAUGACUUGGCAUUCUCUCAUCCAAACAAGCAAUUAUGUGUUGUAACAUGUGGUGAUGACAAGGUGAUCAAGGUUUGGGAUUUGGCUGGAAGAAAGCUUUUCCACUUUGAAGGUCAUGAGGCACCUGUUUACUCGGUUUGCCCCCACCAGAAGGAGAAUAUUCAGUUUAUAUUUUCAACAGCUGUUGAUGGGAAAAUUAAAGCUUGGCUGUAUGACAAUGUGGGCUCCAGAGUUGACUAUGAUGCUCCUGGGCAGUGGUGCACCACAAUGCUGUACAGUGAUGAUGGAAAUAGAUUGUUCUCAUGUGGGACUAGUAAAGAUGGUGACUCCUACCUGGUUGAAUGGAAUGAAAGUGAAGGUGCAAUAAAGAGGACGUAUAGUGGGUUUGGAAAGAAAUCUACUGGCAUUGCACAAUUUGAUACCACAAGAAAUCACUUUUUGGCUGUUGGUGAAGAUAGCCAGAUAAAGUUUUGGGAUAUGGACAACACCAAUCUUCUUCUUCGUAUAGAUGCUGAUGGUGGACUUCCGCCUGUUCCUCGUUUGAGAUUCAAUAAAGAAGGAAACCUGCUUGUUGUUACCACUGCUGACAAUGGAUUUAAGGUUCUUGCAAAUGCUGACGGUCUUAGAUCCUUGAGAGCAAUUGAAAAUCGAUCUUAUGAAGCAUCAAGAACACCUAUUGAGAUGAAGGUAUCUACUUCGGCCAUGGUUCCAACUAUCAAUCCAGCCAUUAAUAAAGUGGACCGUAUGGAUGCAAGCUCUCCGGCCAGACCUACUCAGAUUCUUAAUGGAGUUGAUCCGAUGGCAAGAAGUGUAGAAAAACGAAGACUAUUAGAAGAUUCAUCUGAUAAAAGUAAACGUUGGGAACUUGCAGAAAUUGUUGAUCCUGUUCACUGUCGAGUGGCUACAAUGCCAGAUAGUAAAGAUCCUGCUAACAAGGUUGCUCGGCUUCUUUACACAAAUUCUGGUGCCGGCAUUCUGGCUCUUGGUUCAAAUGGGGUCCAGAAGCUAUGGAAGUGGAGAAGCAGUGAACAAAAUCCAAGCGGAAAGGCCACCGCUAAUGUCGUUCCGCAACAUUGGCAACCCAACAGUGGUCUUUUGAUGACUAAUGAUGUCCCAGAAAACUGUGAGGAAGCAGUUCCAUGUAUUGCGCUCUCAAAGAAUGAUUCCUAUGUGAUGUCUGCCUGUGGUGGAAAAGUAUCUCUGUUUAAUAUGAUGACAUUUAAGGUAAUGACAACUUUUAUGUCACCUCCACCAGCCUCAACCUUUUUGGCAUUUCAUCCUCUGGAUAAUAAUAUCAUAGCAAUCGGAACAGAAGAUUCAAGUAUCCACAUUUACAAUGUUAGAGUUGAUGAGGUCAAAUCAAAAUUGAAAGGCCACCAGAAGCACAUCACUGGAUUAGCGUUUUCUGUUAACCUUAUGAUCAUGGUUUCAUCAGGUGCUGAUGCUCAACUAUGCUUUUGGAACAUGGAUACGUGGGAUAAGAGAAAAUCACUGACAAUUCAACUGCCAGCCGGAAAGGCGCCUGUUGGUGACACGCAAGUGCAAUUCUAUUCUGAUCAAACGCGGUUGUUGGUAUGCCAUGAGAGUCAACUAGCGUUAUAUGAUGCUGCUAAAGCAGAAUGCAUCCGACAGUGGCUGCCGCAAGAUGUACUGCCAGCACCAAUAACAUGUGCAGCAUAUUCCCCCAAUAGUCAACUAGUUUAUGCUGGUUUUACCGAUGGCAAUAUUGGAGUAUUUGAUGCUGAUAGUCUGAAACUAAGAUGCCGUAUUGCCAUGUCAGUGUACUUGACACAAGCUUCCCCAAGCAGCCAAACCGUGUACCCGCUAGCUCUUACAGCACAUCUGCAGGAGCCAUAUCAAUUUGCCGUUGGACUGACGGAUGGGUCUGUUAAAGUUAUAGAGCCCUCAGACACUGAGGGGAAGUGGGGAGUUACAGUGCCUGUCGAUAACGGAGCACAGAACGGGUGGACAACAACAUCUUUGUCUAACAAUCCUGCUUCUUAGUUAGCAGCCCCGGCGAGAGAUUCUAUGUCUAUUUCCUUGUAUUGAUUUGUAUUCCAUUCGUGUUAGUGUAGCAGACUUGUAGGUUGGUGAUCCACAUGUAUAUGUGCUUCACCAAAUGUGUGAGCAAUUAGAGAUCUAAUGGUUAGGGCAAAAAUUUAUGUAUAUACAUGUGUUAAUUAUUUGUUCAAAUAUAUGGUUCCUUUCUUC
This is a messenger RNA of Argentina anserina (silverweed cinquefoil), 3778 nucleotides long. Its product is annotated as topless-related protein 2. The transcript is spliced from 25 exons. Gene Ontology annotation, biological process: regulation of DNA-templated transcription. The record is from RefSeq and is a predicted model, not a curated record. Lineage: Eukaryota; Viridiplantae; Streptophyta; Magnoliopsida; Rosales; Rosaceae. Bases 197 to 3571 code for a protein of 1124 amino acids. Gene Ontology annotation, molecular function: protein binding.